Molecule: messenger RNA, 714 nt
Organism: Selaginella moellendorffii
Lineage: Eukaryota; Viridiplantae; Streptophyta; Lycopodiopsida; Selaginellales; Selaginellaceae
Product: pentatricopeptide repeat-containing protein At2g37320-like
Exons: 3
Coding region: 1-714 (237 amino acids)
Biological process (GO): RNA modification
Molecular function (GO): protein binding; RNA binding
Source: RefSeq, a predicted model, not a curated record
AUGGGCAAGAGGGACAAGUUCACCUGGGAUCUUUUGCUGGUUGCCUGCUGCAAAAACGGGCACUUUGAUGAAGCGCACUGUGAUGGGCAUCUUGAUUCUGCCAAGAGAAUCAAAGAGGCAGCUGGCUUCCUCAAGGCGUUGGCUUUGGGUGUAGGCGACGAGCAGCGUUGUGACGGAGACAAGAUCGUGAUGCGGCAUCUGAUCCUGAAAGAAGCGCUCCGACUCUUUCAGGAGGCCGCAGUGGACGUAGCCGGAAAGGAUUGCCGUGCAAGUCGAGAGAUUCCUCACAAGCUGGAAGAGCUCCAGAGAAGACUCCAGAUGCCAGUGACGGGAGACACGAUGUCGUCUCGUGCACUUGCGCAAUUGCAGCAUUGCUGUGUGUUGGAACGCCAUAGCCACGGGAUUAACCCACCAAGUUGGCGAGCCCCCAAUGUCUACUUCAACUCCAUGCGUCUGGAUUACGGGGUGGCGGCGAGAAAGCAACACUACUGCUGCAUCGUGGACAUGCUGGGGCGAGCGGGAUACCUGCAUGCGGCGGAAGAGCUUGUGCAAACCAUGCCUUUUCUUCCCAACUCGUGGGACUGGACGUCCAUGCUAAGUUCUUCCAGAGGCGAUAGAAUCUGGAAAAACGGUGCUCGAGUGACGAAACGAGCUUUGCUUUCGAGCCCCAGCGAUGGAGCUGUUCUUGUGCUGCUCGCAAACUCACGCUCUUGA